Molecule: messenger RNA, 6259 nt
Organism: Homarus americanus (American lobster)
Lineage: Eukaryota; Metazoa; Arthropoda; Malacostraca; Decapoda; Nephropidae
Gene: eIF5B
Product: eukaryotic translation initiation factor 5B-like
Exons: 21
Coding region: 129-3590 (1153 amino acids)
Molecular function (GO): GTPase activity; translation initiation factor activity; GTP binding
Source: RefSeq, a predicted model, not a curated record
GAGUGAGUGUAGCGGUCGUCAGGCAGGCGGCGCUAGUAGUGUACUGGUGUGAGGAUUAAUACUCGUGUUGUCUUCCUCCAUAUGUUACUCAUUCAGUGAAAUUUCAUGCUGAAUAACAAAUCUUCAACAUGGGAAAGAAAAAGGGAAAUAAAGCUGAGACGAAUGGAGAAGUUGAGGAUAUAGCAGAUGAUAUUGAGAACUCUACACCAAAGGAAAUUUCCAAGAAAGGGAAGAAAGGAAAGAAGAAAAAUGACGAAUGGGAAGAUGGCAUUACCAAAGAAUUGGAUGAUAUGACCCUGGAGGAGUCAGGAGGGAAGAAAGAGGAAACUCCUGAGCCACAUGUUGAGGAGAAGAAGAAAAAAGAGAAGAAAUCUAAAAAACCUGUCAAAAGUGAGGAUGAUGAAGAUUCAGAAGAAAUCAUAGUUAAGCCCAAGAUGGGAGGAGGUUUUGCUGCUCUCAUGGAUGAUAAUGAUGACUUAAUGGAUGAUGAGGAUGAUGAUGAUGAACCUGUUGUUAAAGAAUCGUCAAAGAACGAAAAUAAAACAAAAAAGAAGAAAGAUGAAAAGAAAAAGAAAGGGAAAAAGAAAGGAGGUGAUGACGAUGAGGAUUUGGACAAGAUUUUAGCAGAACUUGAAUCUGAAUAUAGAGGUGAGAAGCCAAAAGAAGAACCAAACACAGAAGAAGUGAAGGUUGAAGAGACAAUAGUCCAAGAACCUGAAGAAGAAACUGGAAAGAAGAAGAAAAAGAAAAAGAAAGAUAAAAAUGAGGAGGCCCCAGUAGAAGUUGAGGUUGUUGAGGUUCAAGAUGAAGAUGCACAAGAGAAGGGGGAUGAAGAAAAGAAAGAUGAAGGAAAGUCUAAGAAGAAAAAGAAGAAAACUAAAGAUGCACCAGAGACAACAGCAAUGACCGAAUCAUCAGAAGCCAAAGUUGAUACAACAGCACCUGGAGAGGAGGGAGAAGCUGAUGCAGAGGGUGAGAAUACUAAGAAGAAAAAGAAGAAGAAGAAAGGAGAAAAGGAUGAGGAAGAUGAUCCAAAGGCUAAGAAGGGCAAACCAAAUAAAAAGAUGCUGGCAGCAAUGAAGGAAGUACUGGCCAAACAGAAAGAGCAGGAAGAAAAACUGAAGGCUGAGGAGGAAGAAAAAAUAAGACUGGAAGAAGAGAGGAUCCGUAAGAUAGAAGAGGAAAAGAGACUUGAGCAAGAGAGAAAAGAGAGAAAGAAGCAGAAGGAAAAGGAACGAAAAGAACGUCUCAAGGCUGAGGGGAAAUUGUUGACGGCAAAGCAAAAGCAGGAUUUACGCAGAGCACAGGAAAUGUUGGAGUAUUUAAAGGCCCAGGGAGCUAGCCUGCCGGAGGUUGGGGAAAAGAGACCACGCGCAGGUACCAGAGUACGACCCAAGAAAGCAAAGAAGGAUGAAAAACAAGAACAACAGGAGCCAGGAGAACAACAGCAACAACCAGAGCCUGAGAAAAUAGCUGUAGAAGAAGCCACAAAGGAAGGUGAUGUAGUGGACUCCUGGGAUAAGAUGGAGGAGGAAGAGGAUGUAAAGGAUGCCUGGGAUGAGAGCGAAGAAGAGGAAGAUGACGAAGAUACUUCAGAAGCCACUAAAGCUUCAGUAGACACAGAUACAAAGAAAAAUGUAAAAGAUGAUGAAGAGGAUGAUGACGAGGAUGAUGAUGAAAGUGAUGAGGAAUCUGAAAGUGAUGAUUCUGAAGAGGAACAUCAGACAGAAGCAGAGAAGAGAAAACAAAGAGCUUUGUUAAGGAUAGCCAAGAGGAAAGAGGCAAAUGAGAAGAAUUUACAAGAAGACAAUCUUAGAGCACCAGUGGUGUGUGUCCUUGGCCAUGUUGAUCAUGGGAAGACAAAGAUCCUGGAUAAGUUGCGUAGAACUAACGUUCAAGAAGGUGAGGUUGGCGGCAUCACCCAACAGAUUGGAGCAACGAAUGUCCCUGCACAUGGUGUUCAGAGACAGACACAUAUGGUUAAAGGUUUUGAUAUGAGUAAUUUAAAUUUUCCGGGAUUGCUCAUCAUCGACACUCCUGGUCACGAGUCGUUCAGCAACUUGCGUUCAAGAGGGUCAUCACUGUGUGAUAUUGCCAUUCUUGUUGUAGACAUCACCCAGGGUCUCGAGCCUCAAACUGUUGAAUCAAUCGACCUUUUGAAAAAGAGGAAAACUCCAUUUGUAGUUGCACUAAAUAAGGUUGACAGAGUGUUUGAAUGGGAAUCUAACCCAGCUAAGGACAUCCGUGAAGUCAUUAAGUUACAGAAGGAACCAGCCAAGAAUGACUUUGACCGUAGAACUAAGGAAAUUAUCCAAGCUUUGAAUGAGCAGGGCUUGAAUGCUGCCUUGUUUUGGGAGAACCCAAAUCCUCGCUCCUAUGUUUCUCUAGUGCCCACAAGUGCCAUCUCAGGUGAUGGUAUGGGUAACCUAAUAGCCAUGGUGUGUGAUUUGUGUCAGCAAAGACUUAACAAGAGAUUAAUGUUCUCUGAGGAACUACAGUGCACCGUCUUAGAAGUAAAGACGAUUCAGGGUCAUGGUACAACAAUAGAUGUGAUCCUGGUGAAUGGUAGACUUCGUGAAGGAGACACUAUAAUCCUGGCUGGCACAGAGGGUCCUAUAGUUACACAAAUCAGAUCUUUACUUUUGCCUAAACCAUUAAAAGAGAUACGAGUGAAAGGUCAGUAUGAUGAAUUCAAGGAAAUUCCAGCUGCCCAGGGUGUGAAAAUUGCUGCACGUGACCUUGAAAAGGCAAUUGCUGGACUUAACCUUCAAGUGGCAUACCAUGAUGAUGAGGUUGAUUUACUGAAAGACGACGUAGAUAGGGAGUUUAAGGCUGCCAUGAGGUCCAUUAAGGUGAAGGAGCGAGGUGUUUAUGUUCAAGCCUCAACAUUAGGUGCUUUGGAAGCCCUCCUUGAAUUUUUCAAGGCCAACAGUGUACCUUAUUCUGGUAUUCGUGUUGGACCUGUGGUAAAGAGAGACGUCAUGAAAGCAGCCGCUAUGCUAGAACAUGACCCUAUGUAUGCAGUCAUUCUUGCAUUUGAUGUUAAAGUAGAGAAAGAUGCUCAAGAAUUAGCUGACAAGGAGGGUGUGAAAAUUUUCUCAGAGGAAACUAUUUAUCAUCUGGGAGACUGUUAUGUAGAAUAUAUAAAGGACUUCAAGAAAAGGAGACAGGACGAAUUCAGAAGUGUUGCCGUGUUCCCAUCUCGACUAAAGAUAAUUCCAACGGCAAUUUUCAAUAAACGUGAUCCCAUUGUAUUGGGUGUGACUGUUGAAUCAGGAAUACUUAGAACUGGUACACCUCUCUGUGUCCCAUCAAAGGAGUUUGUUGAAAUAGGUAUCGUAACUUCGAUGGAGUUUGACCAUAAAAAUGUUGACCUUGCGAAGAAAGGUGUGGAUGUGUGCAUUAAAAUAGAGCCCGUCCCAGGGCACACACCCAAGCUCGUUGGUCGACACUUUGAAAUUGAAGAUAUAUUGGUUAGCAAGAUAUCCCGAGAGUCAAUCAAUGCAUGUAAAGACCAUUUUAGAGAUGAUCUCAGCAAGACUGAUUGGAAACUAAUGGCUGAGCUGAAAAAGGAAUUCCAGAUUCUUUAAGCUUAUCAUAAUAUAGUGGAAACUUUAGGUAUGGUUUAUUGAUAUAUUCAAAUAUUUAAAUUUUUAUAUGGAUUAUUAUUUGAAGUGAAAAUUUUAAAAUAAGUUAUAAUAUAUGAAUUUAAUGCCUCUGCCAAAUGUGAAAAAUAUUGACAACCUGUGUUAAAAUACACAUUGCCAUGUAUACAUGGUAAGCUGUAUGGUGAUUGUAAUAAGGUUUGUGGGCCCAAACUUAAGUGUCUUUGGUGAAAUAUAGUGACCAUAUAGAAUUCAGUGAGUAAUUUUCAUUUGCCAGUGAGAAACCUGACAGUGGACGAGCUUCCUGCCAAAGGUGUGGGGAAAUCCACUAGCUGCUGAAUGCUUCAUAACCAGGGAAUUACUCCUUGCUGUAUUGGGUUCAGGCUUGGAAAUGCAAAGCUUUAACCCUUAGACGGCUGCAAAACUAUAUAGUAUAGAUUGGCCUAAAAUGUGGCGAGCCUAUAUCUAGAUGCCUUUUCAAAAAUUGCUGCCUUUAUUUCUUUGUGAAGUCUAUAUAUAGUCACUCAUUUAUUUGUGCCCUAGAUACUCAGAAUUGUUAAGAGAUAUCACUAAUUGGCAACUGCAGGGUUGAGGGAAGGCUCCUCAAGGCGGUAUCAGUCAGUCUGGAUCCAGCUUUUUUGGAGGAAAAGAUCUCACACUAGAGUCUCGCUCCAUGCUCUAAUUAUUUCAUAGAAGUCUGCAUAUUUGCUUAGAUAUUUUUCAAGAAUUAUGCUUUUUAUUUUUAUUUUUCCCCAUAAAACUACUGUACGUGUACUUUAAUUUUUAUUCCGUGUAAAUAGAACUAACAGCCAAAGCCAUGUUUUGAAGGAGUAGGAACAUUUUUGAUAGUGAUAAACAGUUUAUUUUAGAGCAGGAUGUUGUUGAUGAAUUUAUGGAUGAUAUCAGAGGUGAUGCAGAUUCUGGAAAGGACAGUGAUGGCAGUUACAGCUUGAGAUUGCAGAGGAUCCUGAAGAUAUUCAAUCAAGUGAGGAAGCUGAUGAUGAUGACAGUAUUCAGGUCAGAUGGAUGAGCAAUUCUCUUGUUAGUAGAGACGCGUUUUGAUUUGCUGGAGACACUGAAGUUAAAUUAGUCCUUCAGGACCCUGGACACAGCUUUGGCUGUGUGUGUGAAUGGCUCCAGAUAUUGUACGUACCUUCCUUACUUAUGAAUAAUAACUAAAUACAAACUGCAUAUUUUACUGCAAAAAGUAUCCUUACUAUUUUGAUAAAAUAAUGCUAGAAGUAAAGGCUCAUACAGGUACAUGUAUAUACCGUAUAGUACAUAUAUACAGAGGCUUUAUAUUGCGGUAGAGUCUAUAUAUACCCCUGUAGAUGGUGUUGCGACAUCUCAUUAUGUGGUGGAUCUUUAUUUAUGUUGGAUUUGAUUGGUCAUCGGCAUCUAUCUGUAAAAUAUUUUUUACUGGGUGCUCUCUCAAUCAACCCUGCUGCCGUCUAAGGGUGAAUUUAAAGUUUGUGCAAAUUACUUAGCUAAUGUAUUCUAAUUUGUUUUUAUUAUAUAGACAAUAUAAUUUCAUGUACUGUAUAUUAUAUUAUUGGGGGAUUUUUUAAGGAAUGAAAGUAGUUUUAUUUGCAAAAAUUAGGUUAUUUAUUUAUUUAUAUUUUUUCUUGGUUUUGUAAAAUUUUAUGUGGUCAUAUGAUCGGGAGAAGUCGUGUAUUUUUGACAAUGUCAGACUGCUAAAUCUUGUAAACUUAGGUUAAGGUAAAUAAUGUUUGCUUCCAGUUCAUUGCAUCUUGAAAUUUUUGCCAUAAUUAUUUGCAAUUAAAAUUGAUAAAUUUUUAGUCAUUUGUAAUGAAGACUUGAGAAUGCUGAAGGUUAUGUCAACAGUACAGUAUACUUGGGGAUAUGCUCAAGACUUUCAAAAUUAUGCAAAGCAGUGCCCGAGGUCAUAGCAUUUACCGGGUCCUUUCUGUGCUGAAAAAAAACUCGCCUGGCGUUAACCAAAUAAUAUAAGUGGCGCCUCUGAACUGAAGGGGUUAAGCUGUUCAAGAAACAUCAACAAACCAAAUUAGACCACACAACUUGUUGCUGCACACUGUGGAUGUAUGGAGCAACUCAACUGAGUGUUUGGACAAGGACCAGUCAGGUCAAGAUACCAUGUUCAUCUACAAACCUUUGCCACACAUGUUGUAGAGCCAUUAACCUGCCUGCUAUAUUGUCAAGUGCAGGAAGUCCUCGCUUAACGUUGUGGUUACGUUCUUGUAAAACACAACGUUAACAGAAUAAAUUUUCCCCAUGAGAAAUAGAAAAAAUUUGCUAGUUCUGUUCCCCAGCCUCCCCCUUGCCCCAUAAAAUAUAUAACAUACAUAAAUUCAAUGGAAUUUUUAUCGAAAAUAAAUAUUAUACUUCCAAAACAAUAGGUAAACUAAAUUAAUGUUUAAUUAAUAAGAUAAUACAAUCCUUUUGUAUUGUAAUCACUGAUAGGACAGAGGUGGAGCGAGUGUGUGUUGGAUAGUGGAGAGGGGUAGGGUAGUAUGCACUGUUGUGGGAGUUAGGCCUUACGCUACACCAAUGUCCACAGCACGUUCACCUUUCUCAAAAUGGUUUAAAACCUCAAUUUUCGUAGCAAGGCUAAUGGUCUUGCAUUGCUUCUUCACAACACUAGCAUCACUAACACUUGAUGAGUGCUUGGGAGC